AUGGUCCAGGGAUGGUUCGAGGUCAAACGGUCACUGGUCAUGCACGCAGAACGACCUCCCAGGGAUACCAACCCUGAUACGCCCUGGCCUGGUACCCGACCCUUGGGACCUCGCGCGGUGCCGGGGCCUGGCUGCCCUGGCACGGCUACAUGGUGCGAGGGUGCCCCGAAGGUACUGCUGCUGUGUCUGGGCACCCAUGGCCAAGCUCAGUUAGCUGAGAUGCCCAGAGAGGAUGCCCUGUCAUCUGUAGCCUGUGAGGCGCAUGGCGCUCCCGGGCCACCAUUACCGUUUUUGGGUCGCGAUGCCGCUCGGGUAGCUGGUCUGUGA
Molecule: messenger RNA, 327 nt
Organism: Neoarthrinium moseri
Lineage: Eukaryota; Fungi; Ascomycota; Sordariomycetes; Amphisphaeriales; Apiosporaceae
Exons: 1
Coding region: 1-327 (108 amino acids)
Source: RefSeq, a predicted model, not a curated record